Messenger RNA from Diorhabda carinulata, 868 nucleotides. RefSeq lists its product as uncharacterized. NCBI's taxonomy places the organism in Eukaryota, Metazoa, Arthropoda, Insecta, Coleoptera, Chrysomelidae. Bases 72 to 728 code for a protein of 218 amino acids. The transcript has 2 exons. The record is from RefSeq and is a predicted model, not a curated record.
AUAGGCGUAUUUGUUAUUCUUUCAACAAAAUUGUCAGUUCAAAUAUCAAAAUUCUAGUACAUGGACUGAACAUGAGAUCUCAAUAUUGUACCACCUGUUUGAAUCCUAUAGAAGAACCAACAAAAUUAUGUAAUCAAAAUCCUGAUGACGGGAUUUGCUACAAAUCCAACAGUGUAUAUUCAUCUGCAGGAUAUUGUCCUUUGUGUUACAAGAAUAUCUAUUCUACUUCGUGUGCAUAUUCAAAAAAUUAUUGCCAUUCUAGUACCGAUCAAGAGUAUUGCGAUAAAAGCAUUUCCGUAAUUCAGUCGAAAGCCACUGUUGUAGACGCUUCAACGAAUUUUUCGUCAGAAGAUUGUCUUAGCAGUGAUACAGAUAAUGAUCCACAUUGUGGUGACCAGAGCGGUUUAUCAAGAGUAAGAAAUAAAAAAGGGAGAAAUAAUUUCGAGUCUAAUCGAAGAAAAAUAUCCAGAAGCAAAUUCAAAUCAUUUAUAAAUCGAUCUUCUGAUAAAUUCGAGGAUUUAAAUGAAAUCGCAGACGAACCUGAAGUGCCACCGUCCCGUUCAUCAGGUUCGACGAGAUCAGCAUUGUCCGUUAGGUCAUUAUCUUUCGUUACGCUGUCACGAAAACGCAGAUGUCCAUAUUGUAAAAGUCUUAAGCCAGAUAAUGACGAUAAAAGUUGUAAUACUGACAGGAAGAGAAAAAACUUUUUCUUUUUUCGUAGAAAGUGAGACAUAGACUUCUAUGAAAAUUGUUUUUACUUUUAAAAAGGAAUAGAAUGUGUAGUUGUAUAAAUUUUUUCAUUAAUCAUAGCAGAAUGUCAAUCAAUCUUGCGUGAUAAUAAUUAUUCAAUUAUAUUUAAUUAAAAUAA